Messenger RNA from Diplodia corticola, 870 nucleotides. RefSeq lists its product as uncharacterized. The transcript has a single exon. Lineage: Eukaryota; Fungi; Ascomycota; Dothideomycetes; Botryosphaeriales; Botryosphaeriaceae. Bases 1 to 870 code for a protein of 289 amino acids. The record is from RefSeq and is a predicted model, not a curated record.
AUGUCCCACUUCCCUCCCCACGGCUGGUCCGGCGCCUACGGCGGCUACCAGCCCCCGCCCGACUACUUCCCCGAUCCCACCCUCGGCGGCGUCCCCCCGGGCUUCCUCCACGGGCCCCCUCCCGCCCUGUUCCCCGGCGGUCCCCCAGAUCCCCCAGGAGGAGCUCCCCCGUUCUUCCCCGGCCACGCGCCCACCCACCCGGGCUUCGGCAUGCCGCCGCCGCACGCCGGCCAUCAUCCUCCCCCUGGUUUCUUCCCGCCUCACGUCGCGCAUGGCGGCCCGCCGCCACGGAUGCCGCCCGCGUGGAUGGACCCGGGGUUUGGUGGUGGCAGUGGGCGCGGCGGGUGGCAGUGGGGCGCGGAGCAGGAGGGUGGUGGCGGCGGCGGCGGUGGUACCGGUGGCGGCGGUGACGACAACGGCGGCGACGACGGCGACGACAACGCAGCGACGCCGAAAGUGAUCGGCGGGCACCACCACCGGCGCACCGGGGCGCGCGCGGGCGUCGGCAUGAUCUACAACCCGAAGCAGACGCGGCUGCACAUCUUCCGCAAGACGGACAUCGGGCCGUGGAAGGACGGCGCGCGGCGGGGGGUGGUGGUGCCGGCGCAGAAGAUGGGCGGGUUCAACAUCUGGGAUGCGGAUGUGGGGUGGACGGUGAAGCAGCUGUUGGAGUAUCUGGGCAAGGGCGAGGACGCGUGGGCGGUGAGCGAGGUGACGGAGGGGGGGAAUGGCAGGUGGUAUAAGGGGAGUACGAUUCAGUAUAAGGAUGAGAGGGCGGGGGAGACGCUGAGCAAGCAGGGGUGGACGGAGAAGAGGGGGAGGGGGUUCGGGAGGCCGCCGGUUUGGUUGGUGCUGCAUAAGGUUGAGUGA